Messenger RNA from Filobasidium floriforme, 513 nucleotides. RefSeq lists its product as uncharacterized. The record is from RefSeq and is a predicted model, not a curated record. Bases 1 to 513 code for a protein of 170 amino acids. NCBI's taxonomy places the organism in Eukaryota, Fungi, Basidiomycota, Tremellomycetes, Filobasidiales, Filobasidiaceae. The transcript is spliced from 3 exons.
AUGGUCAGACUCUUCUCCCUCAUUGCCCUCCUGGGAGCUAUUACCAGCAGUGUAUCCGCUCGAUUCGUCUGCCCGGGUAGCAGGACGACCGAUACCGGGAAGGGUAUGGCGGCCUUCCGGUUUGUCGAGGCUUCCUAUAUGCUCACUGGCGGCUUUGAAAGGAUGUUCCAAUGCACCGAUGAAUGCUGGAACAGAGGUCCUGGUGGGUGGCACAACUCGGAACGUGAUUUCGGGAUCGAAAGCUCUGACGUCGCACAUCUGCCACCGGAAGACUGUGCCGGGGUAAUCUUUCACGGAAAGACGCAAUCGUGUCAGAUCCUCAAGGCUGGCCACGGGAUCAAGUUGAACAUGCUUUAUCCUAGUCCAGACACUCCCGAGGGAGGUCACAUGGCGGUAGCGAUGAAGGCCGAAAAGGGAAGCGACUGGCAGGGGGCUUGCGAUUCGAAAAAUGCCAAGACGGUUCCGUUCAGUGCGCCUCCUAUCGAGGGUUGUUGCGACAUCUGGUACUUGUAG